UAUUUCACAUUAUCCGCGUAUGUGGAUAACUAUUAUGUACAUGUUUAACUAUUAUGUAUUAUGUUUAUGCUGUACAUAAUGUACAGCAUAAUCAAGAAAUAAAGUCAUAGAAAUCUGAGUGAUUUGCCUCUUUAAAGAGUGAUGAUGAUUAAUCAAUGGCUGAAUGUAUGAUAUACAUUGUACUACAAGAAAGUGUGUGAGUGAAGUGUGUGGGUAUGUCAGGUGAGGUAUGUAUGGUAUGUUAUUAUUGAGUCAGUUAUUAUUAAUAGUGCAGACUGUAGAGGCUGUUUACUGGAGGAGAUGUCAUCAAUCUAUCAACCAGUCGAGAGGUACUUUCACUCUACAGUACAGGUAGGAGACUACCUGUACUUGUGGGGUGGGAGGCUGCCUGAUACUGAAAACAUGAAAUCAAUGCAUUCUGUAGUGGAGGUCUGUCAUGUACCAUCUGGUGAGUGGGUACAAAAGCCUACCACUGGUGACCCUCCACUUGGUGUUCAAGGAUAUGCUGCUGCUGUCAUUAGAAAUGAAAUAUUCUUUUAUGGAGGCUAUAAUGUGAACUAUAUACAUUUUCAUGAAGGUCAUCAUAAUAGUUUAUACAGUUUUAAUGUUGAUACCUUCAAUUGGAAGGAACUCUCUCCUACUACAUCUCAUCAUGGUCCUAUGAUGAAGACUGGCUCUGGUAUGGUUGCACUACAAAUCAAUGAUGAGGACUAUCUUGCAGUAAUUGGAGGUUGGGGACCAUUUUAUACCCCACCACAACCUGGUGCCCAGUACAGUGGAGGUGGUUAUCAAUAUUGCAAUGAAGUGCAUAUGUACAGAUUAAAAACUGGUGAAUGGGCUUCACCAACUGUCACUGGAGACAGACCACCUCCUAUUAAUGCCUUCACUUUAACAUCAAUAACUAAUACCACUGCUAUAUUGUUUGGUGGUGAGAUUAGUUAUAGUAGAUGGAGUAAUGAUGUAUAUGUAUUUGAAUUUACUGAUACAUCAGUGAAUUGUACAAUGUUUUCUAAUCCUGGAGGAUCAGUACAAUGGCCUGAGGAGAGAUAUCAUCAUUCCAGCGUAUUGAUCAACUAUAGCUCAGGACCACACCUACUAGUGGUGGGUGGAUGUGCUGGUGGUAUCCAUGACUGUUGGUUGUUAAAUAUAAACAAAAUGGAAUGGAAACAACUGACUAAUAUACCAGACAGUGUCACUGAUAGAUAUGGACAUUCUCUCUCAGUUUGGAAUGAGACACAGGCCACUCACUGGAUAAUUGAGUUUGGAGGAGGGAGCAGUAGUGGUUCAGAACUAAGUGAUACAAGAUUUAUUGAAAUCAUAUCUAGUACUGGUGAUUUGGUAGUACAGUCAGUACUGGACAUUAAUGAAUAUCGAAGGGAAAGAGCACGGCAAAGACUUGCACAAGCAGGUCAUCCUCCUUCAAUUGAAGACAUUAUGAACAAGAAGCCACAAAAGAGUGACCUCCUUAGAUAUUUCACAAGUUCUGCUGCUCAUUAUUCAACUAUUGGUAUUGCACUUGAUGUUGAUGUGACUGACUUGUUGCAUAGUCCAAUGGCAGCCUCUGAUAAGCUCAUACUAGUGUUUCAGAGAUGGAUAGACUCCAAUAAAGGAGUGACCUGGAGGAAAGUACUUCAAGUUUGUGAUGAUUAUCCAGACCAACUUGGAAGAGUAAAAGCUGAAGUGGAAAAAUUCCUAUCAUCAGACAGAGCCCAUGAUAAUUAUUAAAAAUAAUAAUAUACAAUAAACUAAUACUUUGUGCACAAAAUUAAUUUCAAGUAGCUAAUAGUAUUUUUGUUUGUUUUUUGUGUGAAUUAAUUAAGGUUUACAAUGUAUCUCUCACAUUUAUUAUUAUUUUUUCAAAAGAACUUGAAGUAAAAA
Amphimedon queenslandica is the source of this 1878-nucleotide messenger RNA. RefSeq names its product kelch domain-containing protein 1-like. Gene Ontology annotation, molecular function: protein binding. The transcript has 9 exons. The record is from RefSeq and is a predicted model, not a curated record. NCBI's taxonomy places the organism in Eukaryota, Metazoa, Porifera, Demospongiae, Haplosclerida, Niphatidae. The coding region runs from base 301 to 1725 and encodes 474 amino acids.